Peronospora matthiolae is the source of this 234-nucleotide messenger RNA. The record is from the annotation of a GenBank genome assembly. NCBI's taxonomy places the organism in Eukaryota, Oomycota, Peronosporomycetes, Peronosporales, Peronosporaceae.
AUGCAGCUGGACCCUCUUCCAGAGCAAGUCCGUGUCACCAUUUUCAUGGAGGGCCUUCUUACGGGGAUCUCGAGGACGGAAGUUUUCCGCGUCCACCUCUCGACGUUUGAAGGGUUGACAGCGUUGAAUGAUGACUUCAACUUAAAGCCGCUCGCUAUGGCACUCAUGGGCACGCCCGAAGAUCAUUUGAUGGGGCUGAGCCCAUGGACCUCAUCCAUGCUGAAGAAGAACUGA